Molecule: messenger RNA, 927 nt
Organism: Geodia barretti
Lineage: Eukaryota; Metazoa; Porifera; Demospongiae; Tetractinellida; Geodiidae
Source: the annotation of a GenBank genome assembly
AUGGAGGUGUUUCUGACGAUCGUCCUAGGCUCUGUGGCGGGGCUAGUCGGCCUCCUCUGCUUCCUAAAGCUUCGCCGAGCCUCUGAACUUCGUUUCCCUCCCGAACGAAGCGGCUGGAUCCCGUGGCUCGGCUGCGCUGUGCCCUUCGGCAAAGCACCUCUCCACUUUAUUCAAGAGACAAGAGAAAUGCUUGGAGACGUGUUCACAAUCCACGUGACUGGCCGAAGAAUGACAUUUGUUGCUCGCCACGGAGAUUUCAAGGCGUCUUUCUUUCAGAACGGCAGCACCAGUUUUCAGGCUGCCGUGCAACCAUUCACCAUGAAAGCUGCUGGGCUCUCGACUGCCUCAUUCUUCAAGUACCACUCUUCCAUUCACGAUGCAGUGAAGGCAAAACUAGUUCCGUCGUACAUUGCAAAACUCUGCCCAAAACUCUGCAGAGAUCUUUAUGGUUCAUUCAGAAAACUCGGUGAUGACGGAGAAAUGGAUCUCAUGUCGUUUGUCAGACGGACGAUGUUUGACUCCGUCGUAAGACAGCUGUUUGGAGCCGACAACGUCCCAGAAACUGAGACCGGAAUGAGAGAACUGGAACGGAAAUUCGUAAAGUUUGACGAGGAUUUCGAGUACGGGACUCAACUCCCCGAGUUUCUAAUCAGGGACUGGAGUGAGUGCAAGUACUGGCUUCUUUCGUUCUUCAAGAAAAUGGUUGAGAAAUUGAGAGGAAGUACGAUCAGAGGUGGAAAUGAUCAGCUGAUGAUAGAGAAGCUGAUGGAGACGGUGGACCCAGCAAGUGCCCACAACUAUGCCCUCCUCUUCCUGUGGGCCUCGCAAGCCAACGCUAUACCGGUUGUGUUCUGGUGUCUGGGGCACAUCCUGAGCUCCCCAGAUCUUUAUAGGGUGCUACAAAAUGAUGUAUUAAACAUUGAUUUU